AUGCCGGCGCAGCAGAAGAAGCUGCUGUUCUGCACAGCCGGGCUGCUGAGCCUGGCCUGCGCGCUGGGCACGGCGGCGGCCGUGGGCAGCCAGCUCUGGGUCAGGGGCUCCAUCCUCUGCAGCACCGGAGCGCUGCUCGUCAACGCCAGCGGCGCCGAGCUGCACAAGUUCAUCGGCGACAUCCAGUACGGGCUCUUCUCCGGGCAGCGGGUGCGGCAGUGCGGGCUCGGGGGCAGACCCACCCAGUUCUCAUUUUUUCCAGAUUUGCUCAGAACUAUCCCUGCAAGUAUCCAUGUCAGUGUCAUUCUCUUCUGCGCAGUACUGAUUGUCUUCGCCCUGGUGGGAGCAGGGUUCUUCAUGUUCAAUGCUUUUGGCAGCCCCUACGAGACGCUGCACGGCCCUGUGGGGCUGUACCUGUGGAGCUUCAUCUCCUGUUCCUGUGGUUGCCUCAUCAUGAUUCUCUUCUCCUCCGAGGUGAAGAUCCACCACCUUUCAGAGAAAAUUGCUAAUUUCAAAGAGGGAACUUUCACGUUCAAGACUCACAGUGAGCAGUUUGCAAAUUCCUUCUGGACCAUCCUGGUUUGCUCCCUGGUGCACUUCCUCAAUGCCCUGCUAAUCCGAUUUGCUGGAUUUGAAUUUCCCUUUUCAAAACCAAAAGAGUCAGGGACAAUCACAGGAGCAGUUGACUUGAUGUAUUAA
This is a messenger RNA of Camarhynchus parvulus, 699 nucleotides long. It is a transcript of the gene CLRN1, whose product is annotated as clarin 1. The transcript has 3 exons. Lineage: Eukaryota; Metazoa; Chordata; Aves; Passeriformes; Thraupidae. Bases 1 to 699 code for a protein of 232 amino acids. Gene Ontology annotation, biological process: sensory perception of sound; equilibrioception. The record is from RefSeq and is a predicted model, not a curated record.